This is a messenger RNA of Brassicogethes aeneus, 1635 nucleotides long. The record is from the annotation of a GenBank genome assembly. Lineage: Eukaryota; Metazoa; Arthropoda; Insecta; Coleoptera; Nitidulidae.
UAAAAUUCUUGAAAUUCAUCCGGCAGCACUGUCCUCUUAACUUUGACAUUUAAAAGUGAGGUUAAGUUCUAUGAGUUUAUAAACAACUUUAGCAUAUCCAUCAACAAAAUAUUUUAAAAAACAAAUAGACUUUUUUAACAUAUUUUCUACCCAUUGUACUAUGUCAUCUCUUAUGAUGGACUACGAAUUCAAAAUGAAAACCCAAAAUGAGAGGGUUAAAGUUGAAGAUUUAUUUGAUUAUGAGGGCUGUAAGGUGGGCAGAGGAACUUACGGGCACGUAUACAAGGGUCGACGAAAGGAUGGCUCGGACCCAAGAGAUUAUGCAUUGAAACAAAUAGAAGGAACUGGUCUAUCAAUGUCUGCAUGCAGAGAAAUAGCACUUGUUAGAGAGUUAAAACACCCAAAUGUGAUAAGUUUAAUACGAGUAUUUCUAUCACACAAUGAUAGAAAAGUGUGGUUGUUAUUUGAUUUUGCUGAACAUGAUUUAUGGCACAUUAUUAAGUUCCAUAGGGCAGCUAAGGCCAACAAAAAGCCAGUAAUGGUGCCAAAGGGAAUGGUAAAAUCUUUACUGUACCAAAUUUUAGAUGGUAUUCAUUAUUUACACUCAAACUGGGUGCUACACAGAGAUUUGAAGCCUGCCAAUAUUUUGGUUAUGGGAGAGGGUACAGAAAGGGGCAGGGUUAAGAUUGCCGAUAUGGGUUUUGCAAGAUUAUUUAAUGCCCCUCUAAAACCAUUAGCUGAUUUGGACCCUGUGGUGGUAACGUUUUGGUACAGGGCCCCUGAGCUGCUUUUAGGAGCAAGGCAUUACACCAAAGCUAUUGAUAUAUGGGCCAUUGGAUGCAUUUUUGCUGAACUGUUAACUUCAGAGCCUAUUUUUCAUUGUCGACAGGAAGAUAUUAAAACAAGUAACCCAUACCAUCAUGACCAACUUGAUAGGAUAUUUAAUGUUAUGGGUUUUCCACAUGAAAAAGACUGGGAGGAUAUUAAAAAAAUGCCUGAGCAUCCUACACUACUUAAAGACUUUAAAAAAUCAAAUUAUGUGAAUUGUUCUUUGGUUAAAUAUAUGGACAGGCAUAAGAUCAAACCUGAUAGUAAGGCCUUCCAUUUACUACAAAAACUGUUGCUUAUGGAUCCCAAUAAAAGAAUUACUUCGGAACAAGCCAUGCAGGAUCCAUAUUUUUCAGAAGAUCCUCUACCAACAACAGAUGUUUUUGCAGGUUGUCCCAUUCCAUACCCAAAGCGCGAGUUUUUAACAGACGACGACCAGGAAGAAAAAAGUGACAAUAAACGUCAAAAUCAACAACAGGCCCAACAACCUCAGCAGCAACAGCAAACACAGAAUCAGCAACAAUCUUCCGGAAACGACAAUCACGGAAAUCCGGCUAAAAGAGUUAGGCUAAAUGGCCCACCGCACCCAGGACAAGUUAACCAACAAAACAUGCAACAGCAACAACAGCAGGAAUUCCAUCAGCAGCAAAUGAUGUAUAACAACAGUUCACAACAACAGCAGCAAAAUUUCCAACAGAGAUUCUAAAGAGGCUGUUAUACUUUUUUUUUAUAUUUUAUAUUUUAUAAUAGAGUUAGUUAUGUUAACUAAUUUAAAAUAAAAAACAAGAUAUUUUUUAUUUAAACACG